UAUCACGUUCACUGAGCCGCGCUCAGGAACACACUUUGAGGAAAAAGUGACUUUUUUGACCCUCACUCGUCGGAAGUGUCGAUGGCCAUCAUUCCUUUAGGGAGCUAACGCAAGCGAGCAAUGUAAAGUCUCCUGUUGGCGAACUUUGCACAUCCUCAAAAACGCCAUUUUGAUCGUUCUCCGGAACAAGUUUGCAGGGUUUUUUUUCUCUCCUUCGAAGUCCAUCAUCUCUUUUCACCAUCACCAUGUCUCAGCGCAAUCUGCCCAACCCCGACAAAGUCAAACUAUGAGCAGAGGUCACUUUCCCUCGUCCUGUGCCCUGUGACCCUGUGGCUCCAUGACCCUGUGACGUGUUUAGCCCAGACUUUAAAAUGGGUAAAUAUGCCAAAGACACCUGACACUGCUGACUCUUUGAGACAUGGAAAGUACAUCCCCUGACAAGAGUGUCCGCAAUGGUGUUUGUGCUGUUGAGGUAAAUGGACAGUCUCAAUUGUCAAAAGAGGCAGUGAAGAAUCAACCCUCCACAUAUGAACCAGAAUCUGUGGAAGUAAACCUAAAGAGGAAAGCUGAUUCUGAUGGAAUGGACAAACAAGCACUUAUGGCAGAGGAAGAUGAAGAUGGAGUGAGGCCAGAGGAGGAGUUGUCCUCCAUCAAUUCCAUGAUGAGCACUGUAAUGAAUGUGGACCAAAUCAAUAAAGUUGAUUCAGACACCACAAAAGCAUCUCCCAAAAUAACCAGCAAAUCGACCUCAAUCAGUCGUACUGGGAGAAGAAAUCAGGAAGUGAAAGAAGAUCACUCAAACUUCAUUUGCCCCCUGUGUAACAAAGACUGCAUGACACAGCACCAACUCACAAUGCAUAUCAGACAGCAUAAUACAGACAGUGGAGGUACUGACCACUCCUGCAGUAUCUGUGGGAAGGCUCUAAGCUCGGCCAGCUCUCUGGACCGCCACAUGCUGGUACACAGUGGAGAGAGGCCAUACACAUGUGUAGUAUGUGGCCAGACCUUCACCACCAAUGGAAAUAUGCACAGGCACAUGAAAAUUCAUGAAAAGGAUGCAAAUGGUUUUCCCACGCCCAGUCCUUCGUCAAUAAACAAGCGCCGUCGACUCUCUACUAAGAGAAAGCCUAGUGUAGAGGAUGAGGGGGAGCAGGCUGAUGAGCCACCAAAUAAAAAGGACAUGUUGAUGCAAAACGCCGAAGAGCCUGGUUCUGUCAAGAGGGAAGAAGAGCUUCUUCACUGCCCCAUCUGCUUUAAGACAUUCAUCUGUAAAUAUGGUUUGGAUACCCACAUGGAGACACAUCCUGACACCACACUUAGGUGUAACAUUUGUUGCAUCACCUUUCGCACACACCGUGCUCUCCUUCGCCAUAAUGCCAUCGUUCACAAGCAGCUGCCCACAGACCCCACUGGACGACCCUUUAUUCAGAGUAACCCCUCCAUCCCUCUGGGUUUUGGUGACUUGGCUUUCAUUGACUUCAGCUGUGACAAGUUUCCUCAAAUAGCACAGGUCUGGUGUGAGACUAACUUGCGACGAUGCACUAGUAAGUUCCAUAGAUUUGUUUGUGAGGUCUGCAACAAGGCCUUCCCUCUUCAGCAGUCUCUGGAUCUUCACAAAUCCUCACAUAAAAGCAGUGCAGACACCAACACUGAAUCUCAGGAACAAAACACAGAUGCUGUUAUAGAUCCAUCCAAAGUCAAUUCCCAUUCCAUGGAUUUCAAGGAGGUCAACGAAGCAGUACCACAUGAUGACACUACCAGUUCUGAUGGGAAGAACAUUUUCAUGGAUUGCCUGGGUCUCCAACACUCCUCCUUGUCCAAGCCAAAGAAAUCUAAUGAGGAAAUCCAGCAAGAGACUUUAGACAGCAUCCGUUUCAUUUGUGUUGAGCCCCCUUUAACAAAUCUACCUCAAAAAACAAGCGGCAGUCUCGGUCUCUCAGUUUUAGACCCUGUCUCUCUUCAAAGCAUGAACAAGAACACUGCCCUGAGCCUCUUGUCGCUACAACCCCUCCAUGGUGUUGUCAGUAGCGGUAUGUUUGUCCCAAUAAGUGGUCAAGCUGCGGUGGAGCUGGCAGACAUUGAACAAAUCCUUAAAAUCGCUGCCACGAUGCCACCUCAGAUGUCUUUGUCUCUGCUCCCCAAAGAUCAGGCCAGUCCUGUACAGGUGGACCCCAAACAUAUUUCGUCUCUGAAACCGAAGCCCUUAAUCACGCCUCGAUCCAGCAUGGGUACCUCCACACCACCUCCGCCUGUAAUGAACGCCCAACAGGCCUCAUCGGGCAACAUCAGUCCUAGCCUUCCACCCCAGACUGGUCAGCAGCUGAGAACUGCCAGGCAAACUUCAGCCUCCUCUUCUUCCUCAACCUCAUCCUCUCCCACAAAUUGGGAGACUACUCAGCUGGGGUCAGAUGUCAUAGGAAGCAUGAUUAUCUCAUAUGACAAUGCAACUGGAAAGAUCAAGCAAGAGGACUUUGAAGGCAAAGACAAGGAAUUGAGAGUUGUGAGCAAGAAGACCGCCAAGACAGAGUACCCUUGUCGGUUCUGCAAAGAAGUCUUUUCCUUCUUGGGGGGUCUCCAGGCUCAUAUGCGUCAUCAUCUGGGAGCUUCACCAUAUCAGUGCACCAUUUGUUGCUAUGCAGCUCCGGACAAAGCAACAUUGAUUCGGCAUCUCAGAACACAUAGCGGCGAACGCCCGUACGUCUGUCGCCUCUGUCACUACCCUUUCACAGUGAAGGCCAACUGUGAGCGCCAUUUGCGCAAGAAACACAUGAAAAACACGCGCAAAGAGAUUGAGAAGAACAUUGAAUAUGUAACCACCUCCUCUACUUUAAGUGGUCUAUUUGGGGGUGCAACACUAGACCUCCUUGAUACAGCUGGUGCUGGUAACGCAUCUUGUCGCUAUUGUGGGGAGGACCUUAAGAACUACCGAGCCCUUCAGAUUCAUCUGCGAACACACAGUGGGUGUCAGAGGAAGCCAUUUGAGUGUCGGCAGUGUGGGGCAGCAUUCCUUGCUAAAAGGAACUGCAUACACCAUUUGCUGAAGCAACACCCGGAGGUUCCAGAAAGGGAAAUUGAAGAGCACAUCAAAAGUCUUCUACCUGUUGGAGAAGAUGCCACUGCUCAUGCCAACCCUCCAACCUCAAAUGAGCUGGUAAACAGAACUGUUCCUCACAAUUCAGACCCUUUCUCCGGACCAGUUGACCAAGAACAGCCUUUGGAUUUCUCUAGCAAAACUAAAAACAUUCUAGGCUCAGAUGUUAAACUGGAAGAAACGGCAUCCCCUCUGCUUAACGACUGCUCUAUGGAGCCAAUUGAUCUCUCUAUGCCUAAGGAUCCGGAGAAAAAAAGAAUAAUGAAAGGGCUUGCUCGCAGCACAUCCAUUAAUCAUCAAGUUGUUAAGAAAGAACAGCCCUCCCCAAGUACAGAAACAACCCCUGGACUUCUUGCAACUCUCCCCAUCUCAAUUUCUAAUCUGGCCUCAGCUCUAUCCAGUGACCUAACCAAGCCUUUUACUCGUCUGAAGCCACUGCUACCAAAACCAUCUUCUGAAAUGCAACCACUGGCCUCCAUUGCUCAGAUUAUCUCCUCUGUCUCAGCUACCCCUAUGCUGAUUGAAACAGGAAUGGAUGUCAAGAACAGUGUUAGUGCAAUGGAUUUCAAUAAACUUAAUGACAAGAAGGGCACAGCCAUUCUGGAUUCCACUCUAAAAGUUACUCCUCCUGGUAACUCAAAGAGGAGAGGCAAGAAGAGACUAUUUCAGGAAGAGAUCUGUGAUCCAAAAUCAGCUACAGGCAGUGGCAUAGACCUGGAGUCAAGUGGAGAGUUCCCCAGUGUGGAGAAAAUGUUAGCCACUACUGAUGCAAAUAAAUUCAGCCCCUACUUGCAAACCAAUCAGAUGCAGCCAGUGAAGGAGGAAAAGGAGAAGCAGACCAUCAGUGAGGAGGUGAAGGAAGGUGGAGAGGACAAGCCAAAGAAAUCUCCACAGAACAAAGGAAAGAAGAAUGCCUAUUCUAAUUCAGUGCAGAAAAUGACAUGCCCUUACUGCCCACGUCUGUUCCCCUGGGCCAGCUCAUUGCAAAGGCAUAUGCUAACACACACAGGUCAGAAGCCAUACCCUUGUCCUCAGUGCGAGUCAUUCUUCUCCACCAAGUCAAACUGUGAACGCCACCUGCUCCGCAAACAUGGAAUAUCUAACCGGGGACUUCAAGAGAGUGGGUCUCAACCCAAACCUAAAGCCGACGAAGGAUCACAAGGAAGCUCAGGUACUUCUGAGAGUAUAUCCGACACUGAACCUCCUGUAGCUGAAGAUACUAUGAAUCUGACCUCUUUCGAUCUCAAAAAAGAGGGGAAUUCUUCAUCCCCAGAACAUAUACCAGAACAAACUGGACAAUCAGCCACUGAACAAACAGACAGCACCAGAGAUCCACAUCAAUCACAGGCAGUUGAGGGAAAUCCUGAGAAAAUAGAAAAUAAUGACGAUGACACUCAAAGCAACAAAAGUCUUGAUAUGAACCUCGCUAGCAAGCUCGUGGACUUCAAGCUUUCUGGAGGGGAUCAGCACAGGCCUAAAUUAACCGAAACCACUGCACAACCAGUUGAUGGGCCAGGUGAGUUCCCCCACACUUGUGCUACCUGCAAGAAGACCUUUCGCCAUGCGGCCACCCUCAGCCGGCACCAGAAAACUCAUAUUCAUGAGGUCCAGUCAGAGGAUGGCGGGAAGAAGGGAAGACGUCAACCUACUGGGUCCAACCAAACCACAAUCACAGCACCUAGAAAAGAGACGGAGCAAGAGGCAAAGUUAGAAUCUGUUGAAAAAGAGGAGAACAUCAGCUGUGUGGAAAGUUGUGAAGAGGAGGAGAUGGGGAAAGAUGGGGAAGAGAUGAGUGAUGAUGAGGAAGAGGGUGGUUCCUCAGAGCACAUGGCUUUGGAAGAAGAGAGUGACUCAGCUGGAGGCAAAACUGAUAAGAGAAAGAAGAUCUGUGCUGUGUGCUGCAAACGCUUUUGGAGCUUGCAAGACUUGACUAGACACAUGAGGUCACAUACUGGUGAGAGACCUUAUAAGUGCCAAACCUGUUAUCGCACAUUCACACUGAAGCACAGUCUGGUGAGGCACCAACGGGUCCACCAGAAACCCACGGAUGAAAAAGGGACUGAUGAGGCAGAAGUUAAUGAAGAUGCAGAUGGAGCAAAAGAUGACACUGAAGUGCUGGAAGGAAAGGAGGUCAGGUGUUCACCGGGAGGUGAGAGUGGAACAACAGACCCAAUCCAGACUGAGGAUGUAAGUAAGAGAGCAGAGGUUCCCCAAACAGAAGAGAUUGAAGGACACAAAGUGGAGAAGCAACAUGCUAAUGUGGACAUGAAGUUGGAUUCUGCUGAAGAACCUCCCAAAGAACCUCAGCUAGAGGAAGCUGAACAGGAGGAACUUCAAAAGGACAAACCUUCAACUCAUGCUGCCUCAGUAGAGGCCCAAUCAGGCUCUCAUCCAGAAUCUGCAGAGAUCAGUGUGCACAGCUGUAUCGCGGCUCAGGAAAUUGCAGAGAACCCUGUUCUGUGAAGAGAAAUUUACUAGCCUCUUCACUGUGUUGAUUUUGUGCCAUAGUUUAACAGGCUUCCACAAACAAUUGGAGUUGCAAAGUCUGGCCUCUGCCAAUAUUUGUCUUAUACAGUAUGCCUAAAAGAUGCAAAACUGCAGAACCGUUUUCGAAGCACAGUGAUCCUUCUCUUGAUGCCUUAAUGCUUUUCUCCUCUAUGGAUCUGGAUCAACACAUAACUGGACAGUAGCAUUUUUAAUCAUAUUUCAAAGAUUUUUUUAUUUUUAUGAAUCAUAUAAAAGACUUUAUAUCAUUAUAAAUUAGAGAUACAUUUGUAUCAUGAACAGAUUUAUUUAUAUCAGCAUUAAAAUGUAUUAUUCUUAAGUAAAUUUCUAUUUGUUUUAGUCUCUGUGAGGAGUGUUUUUCUCUCUCUCUUUUUAUCUUUAAUUUAAAGCGAUAGUUCACCCAAAAUUGACAAUUCUCCCAUCAUUUACUCACCCUCAUGCCAUCCCAGAUGUAUAAGACUUUCUUUCUUAUGCUGAACACAAACAAAGAUUUAUAGAAGAAUACCUCAGCUGUGUAGGUCCAUACAAUGCAAGUGAAUGGUGACCAAAACUUUGAAGCUCCAGAAAUUACAUAAAGUCAGUGUAACUGUAAUCCAUAUGACUUCAGUAGUUAAAUCCAUAUCUUCAGAAGUGAUAUGAUAAGUGUGGGUGAGAAACGGAUCAAUAUUGAAGUCCUUUUUUACUAUCAAUCUCCACUUUCACAUUCACAUCCUUUGUGUAUAUCGACACCUAAUGUGCAGGGAGGAGAAUGUAAAGUACAAAUGGACCUAAAAAUCGAUCUGUUUCUCACCCACACCUAUCAUAUCGCUUCUGAAUAUAUGGAUUGUACCACUGGAGUCUGAUGGAUUACCUUUGUGUGCUUUUCGGAGCUUCAAAAUGUUGGUACCCAUUCACAUGCAUUGUAUUGACCUACAGAGCUGCAAUAAUCUUCUAAAAAUAUUAAUUUGUGUUCAAUAGAAGAAAAAAAGUCAUUUGCAUCUGGGAUGGCAUGAGGGUGAGUAAAUGAUAAGAGAAUAUCUGUUUUUUGGGUGAACUAUAACUUGAAGAACUGAAGGGCCUAACUCAUUCACUAUCAUGAUUGGCUGAUUGCAUUUUUGAUUAAAUUGCUAAAUUAAAUUGUAGUGUAAUUUAGCAUUCUAUUUUAUUUUUGUGAUCAUUGGUCAAUCUUUUAUUGGCAAUAUUUGCCUGUUCUUUUUAUAUUAUUCUCUAUCUUUCAACCUCAUUAACAAAUGAUGCAGACGUGUGUAUAAAUCGCUGGAAGUCUUUAAACAGCACCUUCUGGUGGUGACGCGUGUGAAGUAUUAUAUUGGAAGGCCUGUGUAUCUGAGAAAAGUCUGAUUAUGAGAUUCACGCAAUAUGCAUUAAAUGUCAGUGUGAUUCUGAGUAUGUUUUAUGUGUCUUGAAAGUGUGAUUUGUUUUUGCCUUAUUGGGUUUUUUGUUUGUUCUGGAAAUCUCCCUGCAGAUCACCCUGACUUUUUACACUGAUGAUCACACUAAAGGGUCUAUUCUUUCUGUUAAGGAACAUAAAAAAGUUAUGUGCUGAUAUAACAUAUGAACUUAAAGAAGCUGCCCAGAGACUGUCUUGUGUAUUGGGAAAUAAUUUUUCCACAAACAAACAAAUUGUACAAUAGUUGUUGCAAUAUAUUGAGUUUGAUAACCCCUGAGCUCCAUUCAACACUUCAUUUGGGUUGUAUGGAUUUAACUUAAGUUCUCUCAGUGGCUAAAUAUUUGCAAGUAUUCAUUCAUUUUGAAAACUCACUCUCUUGGAUUUAAAAGCAAUGUUUAACUUGCAAAGGUCUCUAAAUUUUGUUGAAACACAUUUCCUUUCUCUUUUUUUUAUUUUUUGUUUAAUAACAUAUGUGCCUGUAAUUGUGUGGGUGUGGGUGUGCACAGUUAUCAAUAAUGAAAAACAAUGAACAUUUUAUGCAGGUUUUAUUUGAUCAAUCUAAAGAGUGUUGUCAUAAUUUUGAGAACCCAUGAAUAAUGCAAUUUGUGCAACAAGGAGAAUCAAAAAGAUGAAUGUUGUAGAAAUUAUUUUGCAUUGUAAAGUUCUCUACAUUUUCAAUUAUGUUGUAGAUUUCAAAUUUUUUGAUACUUAGAUAAUUCUGAUUUUCGAAUGUCCUUUUGGUUAGUCAUCUAAUGAAAUCUUCAACCAAUGCAACUAUCCAUUACAUUUGAGAACAUUGAACUAUAGAGUAUCAUUUUGAUUAUGAAAAAUGAUACAAAUUUUGAUUUUGCAUGUUAAAUUCUCAGCUUUUAUCUUUCUCAGGGGCUUUUCAAAAACAGAAUUUUCUAAGUAAUCUGUCUUGUGUAUAAAACUGAUUCUCAUUUCUGUGGUAAACAGAACAAUCACUACAGUUUACUGCAUUUGACUGAAUUUGGUCACAAACCUGCUUGGGCUUUUAUUGACUUAUGUUAAUGUCAAACAUUUUCUUUAAGAAAUUUCUGUAUUUGUCCUGACACCAUCACUGACCAUGAUUGUCCAGUGGAUUUCAAAUGUCAGAUAAGUUCAGAUGUAGACAACUCAUUGAUUUUGAUUUUACAAACUAUGUAAAGUGUGUAAAUCAUCCAAUCAAUAAAUUUACACUAAGAAAGAGUGAGAAAUUAUGUCUUC
Molecule: messenger RNA, 8210 nt
Organism: Xyrauchen texanus (razorback sucker)
Lineage: Eukaryota; Metazoa; Chordata; Actinopteri; Cypriniformes; Catostomidae
Product: ras-responsive element-binding protein 1-like
Exons: 13
Coding region: 419-5554 (1711 amino acids)
Biological process (GO): regulation of transcription by RNA polymerase II
Cellular component (GO): nucleus
Molecular function (GO): DNA-binding transcription activator activity, RNA polymerase II-specific; RNA polymerase II cis-regulatory region sequence-specific DNA binding
Source: RefSeq, a predicted model, not a curated record